Molecule: messenger RNA, 766 nt
Organism: Gastrolobium bilobum
Lineage: Eukaryota; Viridiplantae; Streptophyta; Magnoliopsida; Fabales; Fabaceae
Product: PRA1 family protein D-like
Exons: 1
Coding region: 117-665 (182 amino acids)
Biological process (GO): vesicle-mediated transport
Cellular component (GO): endoplasmic reticulum; Golgi apparatus
Source: RefSeq, a predicted model, not a curated record
UUCGUCUUGGUUGUGUUUAUCGUCGCCAUCGACGACUCUGCUCCCAGACACAGCGACACAGCUGCAUUUCAAUUUUCCAAUCAAAUCCCUCACAACAAAACCCUAAAUUUCCGAUAAUGUCAUCCUCAGCGGAAUUCCUCUCCAACUUGAAGGAGGCAGGCCAAUCCAUAAUCUCCACGCGCCGUCCAUGGCGGCUGUUCCUUGACCCCUCCGCCCUAAGCCUCCCUUCCUCUCUCUCCGAAGCCACCACGCGCCUCGUCCAGAACCUCACACACUUCCUCUUCAACUACACGCUCCUCGUUCUCCUCGUCCUCUUCCUCGGCCUCAUCUACCACCCCCUCGCCAUGAUCGUGUUCCUGGUGGUGUUCGCCGGGUGGUACUUCCUCUACUUAGCUCGCGACGACGAGUCUCUCACCUUCUUCAACCUGGUGACGGUAGACGACCGCGUCCUCGUCGUGGUGCUCGGCGUGGUCACCGUGGUGGCUCUGGUGAUGACCGGCGUUUGGCUGAACGUGAUUGUUUCUCUUGUCGUUGGUGUUGUUGUGGUUUGUUUGCAUGCUGCAUUGAGGGGUACUGAUGAGCUUGUUGUGGAUGAUCACGAUUAUCAAUCCCCUUAUGACCCUAUGCUUAGUGACACUGCUGCUGGUGCUUAUACACGUGUUUGAUCAUUUGGAUUCCAUUAUUUUAACUGUAGAUUUCUCUAACAGUUGAUUCAUAUAUAGAUUUAUGAUAUACCUGUUUUCCACCUUCUCCUUUUUAUUGUGUU